AAAUUUCACGUAUCUGUACUUUACUUCGCUAUUUAAAUUUAUGUCAACUUUCACUUUUACUCCACUACAUUUCCUAGAUAAAAUGUAUACUUUUACUCCGAUACAUUUCCACUAAGCAUCUUCGUUACUCGUUACUACAAAAUAAAAUGAUCAUAAGAAGAAAUGUGUGCGACUGCAAUAAGGGAGGUUUGGCGAAUCACUUCUCCUAGAUUCGCACACUCCACACGCUCUAUUUCAGCGUAAUGCUUGUUUGUUGCCAAAAAGGCGGAGGAAGCACAACUGAAACCGCCGGCGCCAUAUGGAAGCACCAACUGGAGGACCUCCCGUUAUCUUAGACGACCACCCCGACGAUAGUGGUGAACUCGGUGAACAGGUUGAAGAUAACGUUAUACACCCGUGGCCGUAUUUGCAAGAAAUGUUUCUGUACAUUGGAGUGAAAGAUUCUUCCUACCGGAUGAAGUGCCUCUUAUGCCUACCGAAAGUCACUGAAAUUUUGGCAUUCAAGAACUCCCCGUCCAACCUGAAGAAGCACAUCGAGAAAGCAUGUACACCACCUCAAAAAGUAUGAAGGGCUUACAUCAACAAAGAGAAAAAGAGCUCCUGAGACUCCCACCACCACCUCCAGCAUCAAGCAGACCACAUUGGUGAACACCAGGACUGUGUCUCAGAGGUCCAUUGACAAAGCUAUAGUGACUUAUGUGGUCCAAGGAUUCCGGCCAUUUCAUGUUGUUGAAGAACAACCAUUUCAAGAUUUUGUGAAGGAACUGCAGCCUAUUGCAAAAAUUAUGUCACGGCUAACUCUGCGCUCCAUGAUUGAUGAUGCCUCCAGGGGAAUGAAGAGGGCUGUGACUGAGGCCAUGAGGGGAGUUGACCAUAUCGCCACCACCACCGACUGCUGGUCUGUCAGAAGGCGGAGCUUCAUUGGUGUUACUGCCCAUUGGAUUGACCCCGACAGUCUCAAAAGAUGCUCAGCAGCCCUAGCCUGUAAACAGCUGAGAGGUUCGCACACAUUUGAUGUGUUGGCAAGUGCCCUGAAUGACAUGCACUCUGAAUUUGAAAUUCGGGGGAAGAUUGUGCGAACAACAACAGACAAUGCUUCUAACUUCAUAAAAGCGUUCAACAUUUUUGGUGAAGAUGAGAACAAUAAUGCCAUUGGAAGUGAUGGUGAUCAUGGCAGUGCACCUCAACCAGGAGAGGAAGAAGAUGAUCAAGAAGGGGAUGAAGAAGUGGAGUGUGUUGAUGUGUCAGCACUUCUGACUGAAGAUGAUGGUUUAGAGUUCCAGCUCCCAAAGCACCAGCGCUGUGCUUGUCACCUACUCAACCUAAUAGCUACUGUUGAUGCCAUAAAAGCCACAUCCAAUGAGGCGUACAAGAAAGUGUACCGUUCAACAUUUGGCAAGUGUAGUGCACUUUGGAACAAAUGUGGAAAAUCCACCCUUGCAGCCGAAAUGGUUGAACCCUCCAGCUGCUGCGCCCGAAUUCCACCAGGUGGAACUCCCUGUUCCUGGCAGUGGAAAGACUGCUGAGAAUAAUCAAAGAAAAGGGAGAGGGGACCAUCAGAGUCAUCUGCACUGACUUAAAGCUUCCAAUGUUUAAUCCAGCUGAACUCGCCUUUCUCGCAGAGUAUGCUGCUGUC
Onychostoma macrolepis is the source of this 1636-nucleotide messenger RNA. RefSeq lists its product as uncharacterized. Lineage: Eukaryota; Metazoa; Chordata; Actinopteri; Cypriniformes; Cyprinidae. The coding region runs from base 786 to 1526 and encodes 246 amino acids. The record is from RefSeq and is a predicted model, not a curated record. The transcript is spliced from 3 exons.